This is a messenger RNA of Effrenium voratum, 792 nucleotides long. Lineage: Eukaryota; Dinophyceae; Suessiales; Symbiodiniaceae. The record is from the annotation of a GenBank genome assembly.
AUGCUGCACCAGCUGGCGCGCUUCCUGGAUGGACAGUCCUUCUUCCGGCCACCCGAGAUAUCGGUCCUGCUGAGAGCCUUGCAGCGAAACAGGCCUUUCGACCGGCGCCGCUUCUUCGAAGGCCUCGGCGGCUGCCGCCGCCGCGGCGGAUCUGCCGGUGGAUGGGAGCAGCAGCCCGUGGCAGAGGUCCUACGCCCGUGGCUUGAAUUCGAGCAAAUUCUGGCACGGGUGCGCGCAGUACGGUUGCAUGCGGCUAUUUAUGGACAAGGCCUGUCUGUCCAGAUGGCCUUCCAGCGUUACGACGUGAACCAGUCGGGGCUUCUGGAGCCCAUGGAGCUGUGUCGCGCGCUGCGGGAGCUGGGCUUCGCGUUCGACGCCUUCGAGGUGGCCAACUGGAUCGAAGCUGUGGACACCACUGGCAACCACUGUGCUGACUACGCGGAGUUCCUAGCCUUCUGCAAGCUGCAGGUGGAUGCAUUGCUAGGCACUGGCCACGUGCCCAAAGCAGCGCUGGCUGCUGAUGCCACGCCCCUUGUGGUGGAUCGACGGCCCUCGCUGCCCAAGGAGGAGCAGCCGGCGCCGCAAGAGUCUGCGAAUCCCGCAACGGAAGCACCACCCGCGCUCCCAGAACUGCAUCGACACACCAGCGAGAUUGUGAGGCCAGAUGAAAUUGAGGAGGAGAGCUGCUGGAGCGCCGAGCCGAACAGAAGCGCCAGGAUGCGGAGGAGGCCCGCGCCAAGGCAGAGGUGGAAGAAGCGAUUGAAGUUUUGGUGGAGGAAGAGCUGGGAAUGA